UUGCGCUUGCGUGCGCCCUCCUUUCCUUCCGAUACACGCUUUCCGUGCACACCGGGCGAGACCGCGUCAGACUUUUCCCCGGUCGCGAGCCAAACGCGUAUCAUUCGUGUAUUUCGGCUUUUCCUUUUGCUCUCUGUCUGUCUGUCUGUCUCUGUCUUUCAAAAGUUCUCCUGGAGCAACGAUCGUCCGAUAACACUGAACCCACGGAUCGUCGGUAGAUACGGCCGGUUGUGAACGAUAGCGACGUCGAGGACACUGUGAAAGGAACCGUGUCAGUCGGUGCACCCUGUGCGUCACGUGACGACCGAGACCGCGACCUAUCGCAAGCAGAGGAGCAGAGACUUGGAGGCUGUACGCGGCACGACGCCGCUCUCCACGCCGCUUGCAGGGGUUUUCGUGGGUGGAGCGUGUGAUCGAUAGCGCACCAAACGGACUAAGGGGGUCGUCGCCAAGAGAUCUGAUGUGACGUCGUUGAACAAUCUGGUGGGCCGUGUAAAGGGGCAAAAUGAGGGGUGGCAGUGGUGACGUCCCUCCCAUGGUCACCGUCCCCGCCUCCGCGUCUCUUAACAUCAUGAUGGGCGACGACAGCCUGAGCGACGAUGUGUUCGAGGUGGAAGACGAUGUCUCCAUGGCGGCUUCCAGCGGUUUAACGCCGAGGUCUAUGGGCCAACCUUUGACCAUGACCCCUUCGCCGACCGGAUAUCGAGACUACAAGCCCCCAGCGGAAGUAUUAGACGAUAACUAUGGCUACUCGUCCAGAGACUACGAUAGUAUGAGGAGUAGCUUGAAAAGGACCAAAGAAGAAGAUUCCGGAAUGGCGCACAAGACAAUCCUCCUGGGCGAUAGCGGUGUUGGUAAGACAUCUCUGCUGGUCCAGUUCGAUACCGGAAGAUUUCAACCGGGAAACUUCGCAGCAACUGUCGGCAUCGGCUUCACGAAUAAAGUAGUCGUCGUCGACGAUACAUCUAUCAAGCUUCAAAUAUGGGACACGGCCGGGCAAGAAAGAUUUCGAAGCGUGACGCAUGCUUAUUACAGAGACGCUCAUGCUCUUUUAUUGCUGUACGAUGUGACGAACAAGACGAGUUACGACAACAUCAGAGCCUGGCUGAGCGAAAUCCGGGAACACGCGAACGAGGACGUGGUCAUUAUGCUGUUGGGCAACAAGUCUGACUGUGGAACGGAACGAGUAGUGAAGAGGGAAGACGGAGAACGAUUGGCGCAAGAGUACAAAGUUCCCUUUAUGGAAACCUCAGCUAAAACUGGCCUGAACGUCGAAUUAGCCUUCUUGGCCGUUGCUAGAGACUUGAAGGCGAGGAAAAGCAACGACCCGGACGACACGAAAUUCAAUGUACAAGACUACGUCCGUCAGCAGUCGCAACGAAAUUCCUGCUUCAAUUCCAAUUGCCUGACUACUUGAAUUGCGCAGUAAUCCUGCGCACACACUUCCCUGCGAUAGAUUCAGACGAAUGGUGGAACAUGGACCGGAACUGGUUGGCCAUAAAAAUGGCGCGAAACUAUCGUGGGCGUUCAACAAUUCGUCCCUUAUGAUUCAUAACAGAUAAUCGUUGAAAUGUUGCCUCGUUGCAGAUGUCAUUCGUAAAACGAGACGAAUUUUCGUAACAUUGCACAAUUCGUUCACGAGAGCUUGUUGUUCGAACGAAUUGACUCUCAAACGAGAUCGAACAAAUUUGAAAGAAAUCGAAAGAAAACGCACUAAUGAGAUCGAAAAUAUAAUUUUUUAUUUUUACUGAAAAGAGAUUUCAAAAAACGUCGAAACAACGUUUCUGUUCCACCAGAAGAGUACCUUUAUCGAGGCAUAAACGAAAAAAAUGUAGAUUGAUAGAAAGCUGAUAUUUUUCAAAGAGACCGAAUAGGAAACUCUUGUUGACGAUACAUGUAUAGAAAUUUAUUUAUCGAUGGUUAAUCCUAUACUGUACAUUAAUGUGAAUAGCUGAUUUGGGACAAAGGUCCGCGAGAUACAUAGAUUUAGGGAAUCUCUUAAUGGUUCUAAUUUGUGCACUGUAUAUGAUCGUUACGGUAUUAAUAAAAGGAGGGGGGAAGAAAGAGAAAAAUAUAUUUAAAAUAAAAUUGUAUUCAAAACGUGCUAUCGAUAAAUUAACGACAUGUUCACGUGGAAGCUCACCAUGUACCAAGUAGAUUUGCGGUUUUAGAGUGGCCGCCGUGUAGAAGAGCUUUUCGAAAAUAUACCAUAGCUGCCAUAUAUACAACACGUUUUAGAAAAGAACGCUCAAUAAUAUUUUGUUCGAAAGCAUAUUCUCGUAGUUUUCAGGUACGAGUGAUUGAAACUUUUCAAUCGAUGCUACAUGUGUAUGUAGAGACACAUUUAUAAGUCUUUUAAUCUUUAUAAUCAUUUAGAUUGAUGAAACUCUUUAGAAAGUUUUGUAUAAUUGUAUUUUGUUUUCAAACUUUAUCCUGUAUCGAUUCGUUUUGCAAUUAAAUAAAGCUCGUGUGUGUAUAAUCGUGUAGUUUGUGAUAACGGUUGCAUUAGUUACGUAACCAUAUCUGAUUUCUAACCUUUUCUAUGUAAUAGUCCAAUAUACGACAGGAUAUUUUAGAUCAGCCCAAUUUGUAUUGUGAAUUUUUGGAUUUUAUACACUGUAUUACUUUUAUAACCGCAUGAUGAUAAUUUGCUACUGAUACUUCGAAAUUAAAAAAAAGGUUAAAAUAUUUGAUUUCGUUAAUUCGCGGUUACCGAGUGAUUCGUUGCGAAUGAUGAAGGUAAAUGAAACGAAAUGUAACCGUGUACGUUACCUGUAGUAUAUGUACAAUGUAUCUUAUCAGCGUGUACAAACGACAAACAGUUACAUGUCAAGUGUAUAUUAACAAAUAAUAUAUAUAAAAUAAACGACCACUCGACCAACUAUA
Molecule: messenger RNA, 2886 nt
Organism: Bombus impatiens (common eastern bumble bee)
Lineage: Eukaryota; Metazoa; Arthropoda; Insecta; Hymenoptera; Apidae
Product: ras-related protein Rab-37
Exons: 8
Coding region: 506-1417 (303 amino acids)
Cellular component (GO): endosome; Golgi apparatus
Molecular function (GO): GTPase activity; GTP binding
Source: RefSeq, a predicted model, not a curated record